Messenger RNA from Perca flavescens (yellow perch), 1785 nucleotides. It is a transcript of the gene mcur1, whose product is annotated as mitochondrial calcium uniporter regulator 1. Bases 142 to 1047 code for a protein of 301 amino acids. The transcript is spliced from 9 exons. Gene Ontology annotation, cellular component: mitochondrion; mitochondrial inner membrane. Lineage: Eukaryota; Metazoa; Chordata; Actinopteri; Perciformes; Percidae. Gene Ontology annotation, biological process: calcium import into the mitochondrion; positive regulation of mitochondrial calcium ion concentration. The record is from RefSeq and is a predicted model, not a curated record.
GGAUGUGUGGAAUGUCUUGAUGGUAGGGCGGCAAUAAUGCAAUAACCAGUAACUGGGGAAAAGUUGCAAUGCAGAUUUUCACAGACGGAAGUACAUCCCUGUUGCUGGGCCUGGGGUGGCGGAACACAAGCUUUGACAACAAUGGUGCUUAAACAGUGUCACUCGCAACUCAGACGUUUUGGUGUUAAGCACCCAGAAAAGUGGUAUGACCUUUCUUUUAAUCCAGACGGAGUAGGCAGUUUUGUUUUGACAGCUGUCAACAAAUCACCGUGUGUCCGAUGUAUCAUCGCUCCACCUUUUAGGAACUUUGACAAGCUCCUACGGAGAGGGAGACGAGCUGGACUGAAGUUCAGGCAUCCUUCUGCAUUGACACACAUGUCCGCAAGAGAGCUGAGUACUUCCAUCAACGCCUUCCAGUAUUUGAACCCAGAUGUACCAAAGUCCGAAGGCGGGAGGCUGUUUUUUGAUACCCAUGCGGUGGUACGACUCUUUGAGGAAAAUGGCUUCCCAACGCGGCAAGCUGAGGUGAUGGUUAAAGUUCUGGUGAGGAUGACAAAGUCUAACAUGGAUGUCAUCUAUAAUGUUAUGGUAACCAAAGUGCUGCAGGAGAUCAUGUUGCAGCGUGUGAUGUCUCAAAUAGUGGCUGUAAAGAAGGACAUGGUAAUCCUGGAGAAGAGUGAGUUCUCUACUUUACUGGCAGAAAGUGAGAAACUCGAGAUCCAGUUAUUGCAGCUCAAGGUCCAGCUGGCUGAUGUCAUGAAUAAAGUGCGCUCAGACACUGUUAUGGACAUGCAUUUGGAGAAAAGUCGCGCAAAAGCACUGAAAGUACAGCAUGAGAAGAUGCUUCUAGAAACACGAGCUGAGAUUAUGGAAAUGACUGCACAGCAAGAUCGUCAUUUAACUCAGACCUACAUGAAAAUAGACACGGAACUGGCUGGUUUGAAAACCAUGUUAGAAGCUCAUAAACUGGAUACUAUAAAAUACCUUGCAGGUUCAGUGUUCACCUGUCUCACUGUGGUCUUGGGUUUCUAUCGUAUUUGGAUGUAAGCAGGACCAUACUGUAGUUAUGAUUUUCAUAUAACCUCCGGUGACACUUGAAAUUUUAAUGCAUGCUCUCAAUCUCGAAACAACAGCCAGAGACCAAAUGUCUUUCAUGUCUGAAAGUUUGCAUUCCUUGGUGCGAUCUUAUCCUCUCCUCAGAAGUAGGAGUUAUGGAAGAAAGGCUGUGCCAUCAGAUCACUGGCAGAUGUUUUUGAAGUAAUGAGAUUUUUUUAAAGAUUAUUUUGGGGCUUUUUUGCCUUUAAUUGCUAGGACAGCUGUAGACCGGAAAGAGUUAAGAAAAAAGGGGGGACAACAUGCGGCAAAGGGCCGCAGGUCAGAAUCAAACUUAGCCUUGGUACACGGGGCGCAUGCUCAACCAGGUGAACUACCAGGGCGCCCCGAAAUAAUGAAAUUUUGACUCAUAGAUUAUUUACCACACGGCCAUUCAGAAAAUGUUGUUCAGACAGUUGCUAUAAAUACUGACUUCUUAUUCAGAUAGUGCUGCUUAAAACUGAAGUUAAACUUUUCAAAAAUGUUGUGUAUUUAUUGUGUAUAUGUACAUAUCAAGCUGUGGAGAGAAGAUCAGAGGAAGGAGGGGUCAUUGGGACUCUUAACCACUUUGCUAUAUUAUCACAGAUAUUCAACUUGUAUCUAUCUUUCUGCUUUGUGGUCUCAGCUUUUUUGUAACAUGAUUGAUUUACUUAUGCUAUUUGAAUAAAAUGAAUUGUCAAUAAAUGUAAACUU